Messenger RNA from Nilaparvata lugens (brown planthopper), 1035 nucleotides. RefSeq lists its product as uncharacterized. The transcript has 3 exons. Lineage: Eukaryota; Metazoa; Arthropoda; Insecta; Hemiptera; Delphacidae. Gene Ontology annotation, molecular function: protein binding. The record is from RefSeq and is a predicted model, not a curated record. Bases 1 to 363 code for a protein of 120 amino acids.
AUGGACAUUGGUCUGUGCUGCAGAUCAGACAGUGGUGCAGUCAUCACAAGAUGGAGUAGGGCGGCGGUCAUCAUUCAUCUGGAAUUAUCCACACUGUAUUCAAGGAAGCAGUUGGAGGUGUACAUACAGGAAACAUCUGUGCAUAUUCUUCUACCUUCCAAGUUGGAAAAACAUGAAGGCCAGAAAGCGCCGCUGACUGAGAAGCAGGAACGAGUACACUCGGCCCUGAACAAGAUGCUCGCCAUGGGUUUCAGCAACGAGGGCGGAUGGCUGGAGAACAUUCUCGAUCAGCAAGACGCUAGCAUUGAACGCGUUCUCGAGAUGCUGCUGCCCCCAUCAGUUGUCGGACGUGUUGUUGAUUAAAUCGUCAAUCAAUCACUCAUUGAUGAAACGAUUCUAUCAUAAAUAUUUACAACCUAAUCAUCUUUACUUUAUUAUUGGAUUCUAUUGAAACUGAAACCAAGCAGAUCUAACUUAACAAUGUCUACUGGAACCAGAAUCAUCUAUUAUUGUAUGCCAAGUUCUAUUCUGACGUAAUUCAAACCACAUGGAUUGGUUCGUGAAUUCUGCUCUUGUUGUCAUCAUUCUUCGUACAAAGAUUGAUCAAAUCUCUGAUCAAUAACUGAUGAAGAAUCACUCAAAAUCAGAAAUAUUAAUAAUUCCACAUUAUAAAUAUUAUCAGAUUCAACAGUUGAAGCCAAUUAUCAAUGUACGUGUCAAAUACAGUGAACAUAUUAAUGGAACUAUUCCCACUCAGCCCGGCCGAAUAGUCCCAUCAAAACUUGAGGGAUUGAUAUCAUCAAUAUGAUUUGAAUAGAAUCAAGAAUAAUUAUUAUUGAUUGUCAGAAUCCGCUUUUCAUUCCUGCAAAAUCAAAAUGAAUUUUUUGUAAAAUCUUCAAAGUUGUUGAUCAGAACGUUUAUAGUUAGCUGUUCUAUUUCUAGUUGUAUUUUUUAUUUGGCAGUUAAUGAGAAUUCAUUAUCAAUAAUUGAUUGUUAAAUCAGUUCUAUUAUUUUGAAUACUAUAUUUAUCUACUG